AUGCAUUUAGCUAUCUGGAACAUUAGAGGAUUUCAUAAAUCCUCUAAGCAUAAGAUAGUGAAGGAAUUUAUUCAAGAGUAUCAUCUUUCAUUCCUUGCUCUUCUGGAAACAAAAUUGUCUGAAAGUAAACUACAGUUUAUAUCAAGGAAAAUUACAACAAAUUGGCAAUGGAAUUCUAAUGUGCAAGAAGCUAAAAAUUGUAGAAUCUGGAUUUUGUGGGAUAAUGAUAUCAUCAAUGUUCAUAUCAUUAAAUCCUCAGAGCAAUUCUUGACCUGCUCAAUAGAGUCUAAAGAUGGCAAGAUUUCUUGUUUCUGUACUAUAGUCUAUGCUCUGAACCAACAGAUUAAUAGGAGAUCUUUAUGGAAUGAUCUUCUGGAAUUCAAGCACAAUGUUAAUUGCCCCUGGCUUAUUGGAGGUGAUUUUAAUUCAAUUAUUAGUAGUGAGGAGAAGAUUGGGGGUCUUCCUGUCACUGAAGCUGAAACUUUUACAUCUAACCAAGUUGAUUACCUCAUGCCAGGGUGCUUUGAUCAUUCUCCUGCUCUCCUUACUAUAGGUGAUGAUAUUAUUGAAGGAAAAAAACCUUUUAAAUUUUACAAUAUGUGGGUCAAACAUCCUGACUUCCUUAAAACUGUCAGCUCAAUUUGGGAUCAGGAUAUUCAUGGUUAUAUGAUGUUCAAACUUCAUACUAAGCUCAAGAAACUCAAGCCAGCCCUAAAGGAGUUAAACAAAAAAUACUUCAUGGAUAUUAGUGAACAAGUUCUUAGAUCUAAAAAAGAGCUUGCAGAUAUUCAGAGAGCUAAAAUUAACUGGGGGAUUCAUGGAGAUAAAAGCUCUCAUUUCUUUCACUCUGUGAUGAAGAAUAAAAGGCAUCAUAACAGAAUCAUGACUCUGUAUGAUAGGGCUGGGAACAGAUUAACAGAGAUGUCAGAUAUUGUUUCUGAAUUCCUGGAUUUUUAUAAAAACCUUCUUGGUACUUCAACAUCUACAUUACUGCCUGAUCCAGAGGUAAUAUCCAAUGGCCCUUUACUCUCGCCUGAUCAUAGGAAUAUGCUCAGUUCUCCUGUCACUAGGGAGGAAAUUAAACAAGCAGUUUUCUCCAUACCAAAUGAAAAAAGUCCUGGACCUGAUGGCUUUAGUGCUUAUUUAUUCAAAGCUUCUUGGAGUAUAAUUGAAGAGGAACUUUAUGAAGCAAUUGAAGAAUUCUUUAAUUCUGGUAAAUUGUUGGGUACAUUCAAUUCCACUGCUAUCACACUGAUUCCUAAAGUGCUCAAUCCUCAAAAUGCAACUGAUUUUAGGCCAAUAGCUUGCUAUGACAUCCUGCUAUUUGGUAAAGCAGAUAUGAGUUCAAUUACUAGAUUAAAUGAGUGUCUCAUGGAAUUUAGUCAAGUUUCAGGUUUGGAACCAAAUCCUGCUAAAUGCUCAGUGUUCUUGAGUGGUAUUGAUGAGGUUUUGAAAGCUCAAAUAUGCUCAUAUCUCAAAUUUUCUGAAGGGGUUCUACCAUUGAGAUAUCUGGGAGUUCCACUUAUCACAAAAAGAUUAUCUUGGCUUGACUGUUCUCCUCUUAUAAGCAGAAUAUCCUCUCAGUUUCAAAAUUGGCAGAAUAACAAAACUCUAUCUUAUGCAGGGAGACUGCAAUUGAUAAAGUCAGUAAUCCUGGGGAUUCAAAUGUUUUGGACAAGUAAUUACAUUCUUCCAAUUAAAGUUCUAGAGAAGAUAGAUAAGAUGUGUGUUGAUUUCCUAUGGGGACAUAAGAUGCACUUGGUGGCUUGGUCUGCAAUUUGUCAGGAUCAUAAACAGGGUGGUUUGGGGGUGUAUUCAGCAAAAUUUUGGAACUUUGCUUCUGCUGCUAAGCUGCUUUGGAUGAUCCAUAAUAAGAAAGACAUCAUGUGGAUUAAAUGGAUACAUGGAAACUAUUUGCGGCAGAAUAAUGUUUGGCAAGUGCAAAACAGGAAAAGUGACUCUUGGAUGUGGAAACAAAUUCUGAAAGUAAGGGACUUGUUAUCUUUGAAGUUUGGUAGUAUUGAUAAUAUGCUUUCAGUCAUCAAUAAUUGCUGCACUGGAGAUAAUUUUAGCAUAUCAGCUAUGUAUAAAAGACUUAACCAGCAGGUUCCUUCAACAAUAUCAGGAACUAUUUGGGGUGGUUGGCACUAUCCUAAACAUUCCUUCAUAUUAUGGUUGGCUUCCAUCUCAAGGUUGUUAACUUAA
This is a messenger RNA of Asparagus officinalis (garden asparagus), 2205 nucleotides long. RefSeq lists its product as uncharacterized. The coding region runs from base 1 to 2205 and encodes 734 amino acids. The transcript has 4 exons. The record is from RefSeq and is a predicted model, not a curated record. Lineage: Eukaryota; Viridiplantae; Streptophyta; Magnoliopsida; Asparagales; Asparagaceae.